Molecule: messenger RNA, 1639 nt
Organism: Cutaneotrichosporon oleaginosum
Lineage: Eukaryota; Fungi; Basidiomycota; Tremellomycetes; Trichosporonales; Trichosporonaceae
Source: RefSeq, a predicted model, not a curated record
GCUACCUCGUGUGAUCGGCCGAAACUAUCCCGACGUUGCUAUCUGAUAAACGUUGAGAUGCUCGCCUGCUCCGACUUCUUCCUCCGCAUCCCCCUCUCCGUCUUCCGCUCGCAGCAUGGCAGAGAAUAACAUCGUCGUUAUCGGAGGCUCCUUCGCCGGGCACUCCCUCGCGAACGCACUCGCGCACAAGCUCCCAGCAACCCACCGUAUCCUCCUCGUCGAGCAGAACGAGUUUACAGCGCACCUCCCCGGCGUGGUGCGCGGCCUCGUAGAGCCCGGAUGGGAGGAACGGAACCUCACCGCGCCGACGCGGCAGGAGACGGUGUUCAAGGCUGGCACGCGACACCGCGUCCUCGCGCCUGUGCGUGUGCUCGAGCUGCUGGAGGGGCGGGUGCUGCUCGACACCGAGUUUGAGGGUUCGACAGAGGUGCCAUUUGGCAAAUGCAUCGUCGCGACGGGAUCCAGCCAGCGGUCGCCUCUCCGACCCGAGCCGGGGGCGACUCGCGCCGAGUACGCAGACGCGCUGCGGCUGGAACAGGCCGGCUUCGGGAAAGCCACGCACGUGCUUGUCGUGGGUGGUGGCGCGGUGGGAGUAGAAGUUGCUGGAGAACUCACAACCCACUAUCCCUCAGUGCAGGUGACCAUCGUUCAUGGCCGCUCACGGCUGCUUGAGACCGGAGAGCAGGUGCCAUUCGGCACGCAGAUGGCCCCUCAGCCGGACACGGAUGGGGUGCACACUCCAUACGCAUAUCCAUUCGUGCCGGAGAGCGUGAGCGAACGCGUCGAUGCGCAACUGCGCGCGCGUGGAGUGGAGGUGAUCCUCAAUGACCGUGUGCGAUUCCCGUCCUCGGAAGAACACACUGGCGCGGUCGUUAACGGCGAAGUUGACCCGCCAGCUUGGGAUGGGCGUGAGGGUCUUCUCCCCGGGAUGCGGGCGGUCACGCUCGCCAGCGGACAGACCGUCCACGCCGACUGCGUGUUUGGCGGCUCUGGAGCGUGGCCGAACUCGAGCCUCGUCUCUGCCGUGGACCCGACAGCGCUGGUAGGCGGCUACGUCGCUGUCGAUCCGAAUUUCCGGAUCCUCUCGUCCGCGCCCGCCCUGAAGGACGUAUACGCCCUCGGCGACGUGGCGAACACAGGCGGCCGCAAGACGGCGGGCCAGGCAGUCGGCGAAGCACGGCACCUCGCGAUGGUGCUCCUGUCCCAUCUCGCGUGUGAGGCGCAGGGCCGGCCGCCCGCGGCAAAGGCCUACGCGCCCGGGUUUCUCCAGAGCAUCCUCGUGCCGAUUGGCGAGGGGCGCGGCGGCCCCGGCGACGGCAUAGGUGCGGGUUCCGUUGAUCUGGGGUGGCUGGGCGUGUGGAGAGCGCCGGAGUGGCUGCUCAGGUGGUUCGCAAAAGAUUACUUUUGCUCGCAGCACUUCGUCGCUCGCUUUCAGGGCGAGGUGGGCGUCAAAGACCUCUAGCGGGUAUCUGUGGGUAUGGAGUGUUUGAGAUUGUCCCCCAUGAGAGACGCUACGCUGAUGCGCCCCGAGAGGGUGUUCCAGCUCCAAGCCUGCCAGGAGGAUGCGCGAUGAAGCGAUCGCAAGCGUUGCCCUCAUCUUCUCUGCGACCCCGCCCCAUCUUGACUUGUGCGCUGCGCA